Messenger RNA from Cloeon dipterum, 846 nucleotides. RefSeq lists its product as uncharacterized. Gene Ontology annotation, molecular function: odorant binding. The coding region runs from base 160 to 846 and encodes 228 amino acids. The record is from RefSeq and is a predicted model, not a curated record. The transcript has 9 exons. Lineage: Eukaryota; Metazoa; Arthropoda; Insecta; Ephemeroptera; Baetidae.
AAUUUGUUUAAAACUUUGGCGGACAAUGUUACAAAAUAUCUAUCAGAACCAAAUAAGAGCGGGAUUUUAAUUCGCAACGGAUCACGCACGUUGAUAAUAAGUCACCCCGAUGAUUCUAGGACUUUUGCAGAUUCUCUGGCCGCGUGUUGCGCCAUUGGAAUGAAAUUAAUCAGUUUACAUCUAGACGUGACUUACCCAAUUUUGGUCGGCGCAUUCUACAAUGCGAGUAUCGCAAGUGGCAAAUUCUGGACUUCAGCCACAGACCAAGGCUGCAAAAAGAACUUCGGAUUCUGUUCGGCCAACAGACUUUUACGGGGCAAUGCCAGGUGGGGAAUGGGUCAACCUGACCUUCUAAUUGAAGAAGGAACUUGUCUGGCCGUAACUGCUCCGGACGGACUUUUGCAUGAUGAAAUUUGCUCCACGAAGAUGAGAUAUGUUUGCGAGGCAAGAGUCCAAGCCCCAUCUUUCUUCAAUGAGAUUGAAAUAGAAUGCGCCCGUGAAUAUAACCUCACGGCAAGUGAAGUGAGGGCUCUUUACAAUACGACUGCGGACGAGCUGCGAGAAAAAUGUUUCAUCAAAUGCUAUGGCGAGGGAACGGGACUGUUUAUAGAUGGUGUACUGGCAGAGGACAAGAUAUUUGCCUUUUUCCAAGACUUCACAACCGACAACUUUCAUAAAUUGCUCGAUAUGUACACAACAUUAGACUACUGUACAAAUGUGACAAAGGGAAUGGAUGUGUGCGACAAAUGUAGCGAGCUACUCACGUGCGGCCAGGAAAAUUCUCCAGACUAUUUUGGAGAAUUAGUGGAGACGAUGGAGAUUUCUAUUGCGGUUUGCAAAUUAUAA